Messenger RNA from Habropoda laboriosa, 3159 nucleotides. RefSeq names its product arf-GAP with SH3 domain, ANK repeat and PH domain-containing protein 1 (gene Asap). Gene Ontology annotation, cellular component: cytoplasm. Gene Ontology annotation, biological process: positive regulation of GTPase activity. The record is from RefSeq and is a predicted model, not a curated record. Lineage: Eukaryota; Metazoa; Arthropoda; Insecta; Hymenoptera; Apidae. Bases 1 to 3033 code for a protein of 1010 amino acids. The transcript is spliced from 16 exons. Gene Ontology annotation, molecular function: protein binding; GTPase activator activity.
AUGCCGGGCCUAAUCGCCGUAAGCGAGUUCGUCGAGGAAACGAGGGAGGAUUAUAAUUCGCCUACCACGUCCACCUUCGUUUCCCGAAUGCCACAGUGCAGACAGACAAUCACGUCGCUCGAGGAGACGUUGGACUUCGACAGAGAUGGCCUCACGAAACUGAAGAAAGCCAUCAAAGCCAUCCAUAAUUCUGGAAAUGCUCACGUUGAUAACGAGGUGUACCUAGGAAGAGCACUGGAAAGGCUCGGAGAUGCCGCUUUGAAAGAACAGGAGCCAGAUAUCGGCGCUGCUUUCUUAAAGUUUGCAGUGGUCACGAAAGAAUUAAGCGCUCUAAUGAAAACUCUAAUGCAGAACAUCAACAACAUCGUGAUGUUCCCGCUGGAUUCGGUACUGAAGGGAGAUCUUCGAGGUGUGAAAGGUGACUUGAAGAGGCCGUUCGAGAAGGCGUGGAAGGAUUACGAAGCUAAAUAUGCGAAAAUCGAGAAGGAGAAGAAACAACACGCGAAAGAGGCUGGCCUCAUUCGAACGGAAGUAACGCCGGCCGAGAUCGCCGACGAGAUGGAGAAGGAGAGAAGAUUGUUUCAAUUACAAAUGUGCGAGUAUCUUAUAAAGGUGAACGAAAUAAAAACGAAAAAAGGAAUUGAACUGCUUCAGCAUCUAGUCGAGUAUUAUCAUGCACAAACCAAUUAUUUUCAAGACGGCCUAAAGACCAUCGAACACUUUGGCUCGUACGUGGCAGAUCUCAGUGUGAAGUUACAGAAGAUCAGGCAAACGCAAGACGAGGAGAGAAGACGUUUAACAGAACUAAGGAAUCUUCUUAGAAGCUCUGGUUGUGACAAAGAGUUAAAUGUGAACGCGAAUGCAGGGUAUUCGCUUCACCAGCUUCAAGGAGAUAAGCAACACGGCGUCACUAGAUCCGGCCAUCUUUUGAAGAAAAGCGAAGGAAAAAUGAGGAGAGUUUGGCAAAAAAGGCGGUGCGCGGUUCAAGCAGAGGGUUAUCUCGAUAUCUGUCAUGCGGAUGAAAAUAAACCGCCGACGAGAGUGAAUUUAUUAACCUGCCAGAUCAAGCUAGUGCCGGACGACAAACGGGGCUUUGAUCUUAUUAGCUACAACAGAACGUAUCACUUUCAAGCGGAAGACGAAGCAGAUCAGCGUGCGUGGAUGUCUGUUUUGGUAAACUGCAAGGAGCGUGCUUUGCUUCGAGCAUUCGACGCUAGCGGCAAAGCGGAGGCUGGCACAGGAAAUCCGAGUUUAGUUGAACUUCAACAGGCUGUAAUACGAUGUGUGAUGAGGUUACCUGGAAAUGAUCAAUGCUGUGACUGCUCCUCGCAAAAUGAUGCCACGUGGCUCUCCACAAACUUCGGCAUAAUCGUGUGCAUAGAAUGUAGCGGAAUUCAUCGGGAUUUAGGAGUUCAUAUAUCCAGAAUACAAUCUCUCACGCUGGAUAAUGUGGGCACUGCUCAGCUACUUCUUGCACGACACAUGACCAAUCAGGUGUUUAACGAAGUGAUGGAAGCCACCUUACACCAUAAUCACAAACCAACACCAACAUCGACGAUGGAAGAGAGGUACGACUUUAUAAGGGCUAAAUACGUGGACAAAAGAUACGUGAUGAAUACCUGCGCGGAUGAACGAGAUCUUCUCUCUGAUUUGGAGCAUGCAGUGAAUAAUCGCGACUUGCAACAACUUCUGCAAGUUUACGCCGAAAAUGUAGAUCUAUCUGCACCGUUGCCCACCUCGGAUGUCGGCGAAACAGCUUUACAUUUAGCCGUUUUACGUGAAAUGGGAAACAGCUUGCACAUUAUAGAUUUUCUCGUGCAGAACAUGUCGACAGGUGGCAUAGACAGAACUACCAUCGACGGAGAAACAGCGUUGCAUCUCUGCGCGAGGCAUGAUAGAGCAGAGGCGAUGAAGUUGUUGCUACGAGCAGGCGCCGACCCAACCCACCGAAAUAAGCAAGAUAAAACUCCACUCGAUAUUGCACAGGAAAUGGGGCACCAUACUUGUAAAGAACUGCUGAGUCACGCUCUACAAAGACAAAAGACAUUGUUCGAUAAUGUUAAUAUCGAUUGGAAUCUCUCACACGACGAAGGAUCUACCGAUUUCUCGGAUGACGAAACAAUAAUAGAAGACAGAAAUGGGUGUUUAACACCUGAAAAGAAAACUCGCAGUCGGCCACCUUCUUAUGUGGGUGGCAGCGGUGGCAGUGGUGGUGGUGGUGUUGCUGGAUCAGGAGAUUCGCCGGUAACAUUACGCAGUCGAAGUAGUACCUGUGACAGCUUGCAGAGCGGCUCUUCUCCAAGUUCUUCGACGAAUAGGCAACAAAUGCCUCCACCACCGCCACCUCAAUCAAGGAAACCUGUUGCUGUACCAGCUCCCAUGGCGCCCGAUAUUUCAGUCAAUAUUCACGGAUCGUUGAAGAAGCGCGUAGCACCGCCACCACCACCAUCCGGAAGUACAGGUGGUAUACCCUCCUCUCAUUACGGUACACUACCUUCGUCCGCGUCCUUAGCAGCGUCAACGCAUAGCCGUACAACGAGCGAACCGAUCUUAGCUGGGCAUUCUUUACAUACUCUACCACAUGCGUUAAAUACAUUAAACAGUCAGCAUCAUAAAAGAUCGCCCAGUGGAGAUUCUUCAACGGGACACGGUGCUGACAAAAUAAACAGCUCGACACUCCAAAGACCACGGAAUCCGCCGCCACCAGCCCCAUCUGGUAUUAAUUCGUCGAGAUUGAGCAACGGUCGUAGCAGCGAAUCAUUGAGUUCUAUGUGUUCGGAUCACGGUUUGGGUAAUCCAGUUCCACCUCCACGCAAGCCAACUUCGUCGACACUGAGCGGUCUACGACGGUGUCGAGCACUGUACGAUUGCGAGGCUGACAAUGAGGACGAACUAUCGUUCCGGGAGGGUGAAGUGAUCAUCGUCACGAACGAACAGACAGACGAUGAUAACUGGAUGGAGGGAGCGUUAGAACGAGCACCAGACAGGAGAGGGAUGUUCCCGAUCAGUUUCGUGCACAUGUUGCAAGAUUAACAUUCGGUAAGCCUGAACUCGUUAGCAAGCGUUUCCAGUACUGCCAGCUCUGUCAGCGUUGCUAGCCUCGGCAGAAAGUGUUGGAUCAGGAGAUCCAAGGAUUGAAGAUCAACGAUCGAGGAUUAA